Molecule: messenger RNA, 722 nt
Organism: Osmia lignaria (orchard mason bee)
Lineage: Eukaryota; Metazoa; Arthropoda; Insecta; Hymenoptera; Megachilidae
Gene: ND-PDSW
Product: NADH dehydrogenase (ubiquinone) PDSW subunit
Cellular component (GO): respiratory chain complex I
Molecular function (GO): GTPase activity; GTP binding
Source: RefSeq, a predicted model, not a curated record
UAAGAAAGAUGGUGUAGUUUUUUUAGAGUUCUUAUUCCGUGGUCCUUGAACUGGGGAUUCUGUAAUUUCAAAUAGGUUGUUAAUGAAUUAAAUAACUCCUGUUCCCUAAUUGUGUUCGGUGUAUUGACUAUAAAAUAUGGAACCCGAAUCAAAUGUGAUAGCCCGCCUUUUAAAAACGUUGACAUAUGUACUGGAUACGCCAAUCGACUAUUUCCGAGAAACAAUUGUCGUACCGAAUCAAAAGAAGUAUCCAUGGUAUCAUCAAAAAUUUCGUCGUGUUCCAACAAUCGACGAAUGUUAUGAACUCGACAUAGUUUGUUUGCAAGAAGCAAAUUCUCAAUUUCAACGUGAUAAAAUGGUGGAAGAUGAAAUACUUAGUAUAUUAAGAAACCGCUAUGAACAUUGUUGUUGGGUACACGGUGAAGAUUCGGAGAAACUUUGUAGUGAUUUAUAUAAAACAUAUGAUGAUGCUGCCAAGAACUGGUUUAUAAAAUAUGGUGAUCUUGGUAUAAAGUUGGAUGCACGUAGUGCAUUUAUGAAACAAAAGCAUCGUAUGAUUUGGGAACGAAGACACGGUCCUGUUGGUAGCGGUAUGAAUGAUAAGUAUGUAUAGACUGUUAACUGAUGUGAAACAUACAUCUCAGUUUGUUAUAAAGCUGUGUUUGCAUCAUUGUAUAGAUAUUCUGUAAAACAUAAAAUAAAUUAAUUUAUCAAAUUGGAAA